Molecule: messenger RNA, 2115 nt
Organism: Coregonus clupeaformis (lake whitefish)
Lineage: Eukaryota; Metazoa; Chordata; Actinopteri; Salmoniformes; Salmonidae
Product: protein-glutamine gamma-glutamyltransferase 5
Biological process (GO): peptide cross-linking
Molecular function (GO): protein-glutamine gamma-glutamyltransferase activity
Source: RefSeq, a predicted model, not a curated record
AUGGAAGAAUUGAUUAUCCAAUUUGUCAACUUGGAACUGCAGGGCAACCAUGAGAGCCACAAGACCCAGGGGUUCAGCUCUAAAACCCUGGUGGUGCGGAGAGGAGCACCCUUCAAAGUCACCCUGCUCCUCAAGGGACGAGCCUUUAACCCACAAACUGACACCCUGGUGUUCAGAGUCCUCCUAGGUCAGAUGUACGUGGAGUUCCCCGUCACCUUCUCCAAGCAGGGAUCCCCCUCCCAAUGGAGCGCCUACUUCACCACCAAAGGCCUGAACCCCAAAUCUCCCUCUUUGUACAUAUCCAGCCCUGCCUCUUCCUCCGUAGGGCUCUACAGUAUUCAGCUCCACGUGCUCACACAGCACGGUCAGCAGGGCUACGUGGUGGGAGACUUCAUCCUCCUUUGCAACCCCUGGUGCCAUGAGGAUGCAGUGCACAUUCCCUUCGAAGACCAGAGAGAGGAAUAUGUAAAGAAUGACUCUGGUUUAUUGUACAUGGGGACCCCUAAAAACCUUGAAUCAAGACCUUGGUCGUUCGAUCAGUACGAGCCAGAGAUUCUGGAUAUUUGUCUGAAGCUGCUCCAGGUCAGCCCGCAGCAUGGCAGGAACUGGCAGAAGGACUACCUUCACCGCGCUGACCCUGUCUACCUCAGUAGGGUGGUGUCUGCCAUGAUUAACUGCGAAGACGACCGAGGAGUCCUGAGAGGGAACUGGUCGGGCGAUUUUAAGAACGGGGUGCCCCCCUCCAAGUGGACAGGAAGUGCGGAUAUUUUGAGACAAUGGGCCAAGUCCAAGUUCAGCCCAGUGAAGUACGGCCAGUGCUGGGUGUUUGCUGCUGUGAUGUGCACAGUCAUGAGAGCUCUUGGCAUUCCAUCCCGUGUCAUCACCAACUUCAACUCAGCCCAUGACACCAACGGCAACCUGGUCAUCGAGGAGUUUUACUCUGAGACGGGCAAGAAACUACCUCACAGUAAAGACAGCAUAUGGAACUUCCAUGUAUGGGUGGAGUGUUGGAUGACCCGGCCAGACCUGGGUGCAGGAUUUGAUGGGUGGCAGGUUUUGGAUCCAACCCCGCAGGAGAGGAGCGGAGGAAUCUUCUGCUGUGGCCCAGCCCCAGUGAAGGCUAUCAGAGACAGGCGUGUGGACCUGGUCUACGACAUCCCCUUUGUGUAUGCUGCGGUGAAUGCUGACAUCCAUACGGUCAUUGUGAAGCAGGGCCAGGUGCUGAGCUCCAGCACAGACACAGAGAGAGUUGGAUCCCUCAUCGUCACCAAGACCAUAGGCUCACCAAGGCCUCAGAACAUCACAGGGGACUACAAACCCACCAAAGCUGCCAUGUCCUCCCACAGAUCAAGGGGUGCAAGGUCAACUCAGGGCCUCUCAGUGUCUCUGAGCCUCCUUAAAGUGCCUGCUGCUGGGGAAAACAUCUCCUUCACAGUCAUGGUCACGAACAUGGAAAGCGUCCCCAAGGUGCUGAGGGAGCAUGUCAACGCUCAGACCAAGGAGUACAACCACAGUCCCUCAGACGCCUUCUGGGAGGCCCACAACAUCAUACGGAUAGCGCCGCACGAAGCUAAGGCCAUUCAUCACCAGAUCGGCCAUGUCCUGUAUGAGUCUCUGAUGGGAGAUGACCUGGUCAACCUGGCUGUGGUCAUGGAGGACAAGUCUACUCAGGAGAGAGUCCUGGCCUCAGAGGAGUUCAACAUCACCAGCCCUCAGCUCUUUAUACAGAUUGCAGAUGAAGACUCCAUCGUGCCACACAAGGAGCACACUGCCCUCGUAGUCUUCCGCAACCCCUUCUCUGUACCUGUGAGCGGCGUAUUAACCGUGGCUGGCUCUGGUUUGAUCGAGGGGAAAAUUCACUCAAGGAUUCACCUGUUAAAGCCAGGGGGCACUGUGGAGAGGAUUUUCAGUUUCACUCCGAGGAUUGUGGGAAAAAAGAUGUUGCAGUCUACUCUAGUCCUCAAAAACAACUCUACAAAAAUUACAGGCUACAGAAUGAUCUCUGUGAAGGCAGCGUAGUCAUUUUGCAAUGAUUCAGAUGGUGCAAGUAAAUAUGCUUGUAUUUCAGGUAGGAAUAUCAUGUACAACUUAAGUAUUAUAUACAUUAUUUAUAUU